Messenger RNA from Epithele typhae, 2757 nucleotides. RefSeq lists its product as uncharacterized. Lineage: Eukaryota; Fungi; Basidiomycota; Agaricomycetes; Polyporales; Epitheliaceae. The record is from RefSeq and is a predicted model, not a curated record. Gene Ontology annotation, molecular function: oxidoreductase activity, acting on CH-OH group of donors; flavin adenine dinucleotide binding. The transcript has 23 exons. Bases 1 to 2757 code for a protein of 918 amino acids.
AUGAACCAACAAGCACGCCGACCAAAAGCACGGUGGAAACGCCCCGAGGCGCUGCUCACCCCUCGCCAUGGCUCCCAUCACAAACCCCCGCGAGUCAGCGCUGUCCAUGGUGGCAACACUUACCGCCGCUUCCUACUCGACCCAUCCCUCCUUCGCCUCUCCACAGACGAGGUCAUCUUCUACAAGGCACAGACUGGAAUCCAGGCCGAUGACGCGCUCUUUGACCACAUUCACUCCGUUGCCGCCGACGCCUACCAGCUAUUUCCGUACCCAUGCGUCCGCUGGUACACGUUCACCCAGUGUGUCUUCAUGUUCUCCCCGCCUCCACGUUCUUGCCAGGGUGCCACUAACUCGAACCUCUUCCUCGACAUCGGCGCAGGCUUUGGCAACGAUCUCCGGAAGCUUGUGCACGAUGGCUAUCCCGUCGAUCGCAUGAUAGCGUUCGACAUCCGUCCAGAGUUCUGGGAGCUCGGUCACCGGCUGUUCAACUCCAGCCCGACAUCCUCCCUGUCCCACCCUUCCGGCUUGGAACCCGUCCCAAUCCCCCGCGCGCUGACUUCGCUCGUCCCGCUGGCCGGUCACGCGUCUGUGGUCUACGCCAGCUACCUCUUCCACCUCUUCAACGAGGCCGACCAAGCGCGGCUCGCUCGCAUCCUCGCCCGCCUCCUCCGCCGCACGCCUGGGGCAACCAUCUUUGGGCGGCACAAGGGCCUCGCAUCAGCGGGGCUGGAUGACGCGUUCACGUCAGAGCGCCCCAUGUACUGCCACUCGCCCGAGAGCUGGCAGGAUCUCUGGCGCGGGGUCUUCGGGGAGGACGUCCCGGUCGAGAUCUCAGCGGUGUUGUCGGGCCCGUCAACCGGUAGCCCAGAGGCAGGGGCCGCCGCUGUGGAUGAGACGGAGUCGCCGUUGCCGGCUCUCCAGGCGGUCGGGCGGGGAAGCGGACACCGAGGGGGUCGCAUUAUCUGGUCUGGAGCGUACGGCUACUCUGAGCACAGCAUCGUACCGUUUUGCGCAUGCUCGGACUGGCUUCUGACGCUGGAGUUUGGUGCAAGUGUCUGGGGGCACGACCCCGUGCGCUCGUACGCCCUUCAUAACGUACGCCUCCGUGUUCCCGAGGCACACCCCUCCCAUUCGCAUCUCAUGGCCAUCCCGUCUACGUCCGCAGAUGAGUUUUCGAAGUCGGCGUACGACUAUGUCGUCGUCGGAGGCGGCACCACCGGACUUGUCGUUGCCGCUAGACUGUCAGAGGAUCCGGACGUGAGCGUCGCCGUCAUCGAAGCUGGCGGAUGGGAUCCAGAGGUUCCGGGAGUAAACAUUCCUGGAAUGGUCGGCAGCACGCUGUUCAACCCCAAGCACGACUAUGCGUUCUUCACCGUGCCUCAGACCAACUCGAACGGCCGCAAGGUGUACCAGCCUCGGUCACGGGAAGGGCCUUGGGGGCUCAUCGGCGGUGCGUCUUUCGUCAACUACGAGCUCUUCGAGAACGCCGCGUUCUUACAUGUCUUCUGGUGGCAGAUCAACUUUCUUGGAAUGAAUCGCUCGUCGGCGCACGAAUACGAUGCCAUCGAGGCGCUGGGUAAUCCCGGGUGGAACUGGGAGGAGUUCCUCAAGUACAUGGUCAAGUCUGAGACGACGUUCCCGCUCGACUCGCAGGCGUACCCGACGCACUUCAACGCGCUGCACACGGCGAUCACCACCACGUUCGAGAAGGUCGGCGUGCCACUCAACUCGGAGCCGAACAGCGGGGAUCUCCUCGGCUCGUCCAUGCAGUUCACUUCGGUGGACCCAGUCUCAGCGACCCGCAGCUAUUCUGCUACGGCAUACUAUGUCCCCAACGCGUCUCGGAAGAACCUCCACGUCCUCAUCAACUCGACUGUCUCCAAGAUUGUCUUCGAGUCCGGCUCGGUCCCCCUCGUCGCUAACGGGGUUGAAGUUCUCAACGACGGCCGCAAGUUCAAUGACCAUAUCUCCGCUUGCAUCAUCGACGAGAUCGACCCCAGCAUUGAUACCAUCGACCCCACUCUUUCUCAAGAGCCGGAGGAGAUCAAGAAAGUUCAGGCGCUGUACGCCGAGAAGAAGGGUUUCUUAUCGUCUGCAUGCGCCGACAUAUUCGCGUACGCUCCGGCCAGCACCUUCGUCCCCCCGGAACAGGUGAAGGCCUGGGACGACCAAAUGAACAUGCUUCUCAAGACAGCCUCGCCCGGAUUGAAGAAGCAGCUCGAGAUCCAGCGCAAGUGGUUCCACGACCCCAAGUCUGGCGAGAUGGCCCCGGGAAAGCGUUACUCGUCCAUGUCUGGGAUCAUCCUGCACCCGACCUCGCGCGGGUCCGUCCACAUCGCUUCCACGGACCCCACCGCGUCACCGGCCAUCGACACCAACUACUUCGGGAACCCGCAGGACCUGGAGACGCUGCUCGCGAUCGUCAAGUUCGGGCUCAAAGUGCGCGCCACCGCGCCGUGGGCGGACGUCAUCCGCGCGCCCGUCGCGCCGAGCGCGGAGCAGCGCGCGUCCGACGAAGGGCUGGUGCAGUACAUCAAGGACAACUGCGGGCCGGUGUACCACCCCGUCGGGACCGCGGCGAUGCUCCCGCGCGAGGACGGCGGGGUGGUCGACCCGGCGCUGCGCGUGUACGGGACCGCGAACGUGCGCGUGGUGGACGCGUCGAUCCUUCCGAUGGAGAUCACGGCGCAUAGUCAGGCGACGGUGUACGCUAUUGGGAAAAGGUGGGGUGCGGACCUGAUCAAGAAAGACAUGUGA